AUGCCCACUAUUGUGGAAUAUUGUUCCGAACAUAGCGGUUAUAGAUGCGGAUAUUGCAAUAGUGCCGAUACUAAUUUUAGUCAUGGCAUGUGGGCACAUACAAUGACAGUCAAAGAUUAUCAAGAUUUAAUUGAUCGUGGUUGGAGGCGGUCUGGCAAAUAUUGUUAUAAACCUACAAUGGAUAUUACAUGUUGUCCUAUGUAUACAAUAAGGUGCAGAAUACAAGAAUUUAAAGCAACAAAAUCACAAAAGAAGAUAUUGAAACGUUUCAACAAAUUCAUGAUAGGAAACGAGUCUGAAAGUUUAACAAAUAGUGGACGGAAGAUGUCCACAUGUAGUGGUAACACUGAUGAAGAAGAAGCACUAGAAGGAAGGGAAUAUUUUAUGGAGAGUUCAAGAGUGCAUCAGGCUAUUGAUGUCACUAAUAUUAAUCAUGAGCAGCUGCUAAUAAAUGAAAAUGAUCUAAAAAUUGAGUCAACUGCUAGUAUUGGUGAAACAACCCAAACUGAUGUAUCAUAUACUAAACUUGAACAAACUUUAACAAGGAACCAAAACGGACCUGAUUCAUCCAAGCCUCCAUGCAAAAAAGCAAAGCAAUUGAGGAUUGAGAGGAAAUUACAAAAAUUAAAAGAAAAGGGUAUUGAUGUGACCAGUGUGACAAAGCACUGUCAAAACAAGGAGAAGCAAGUGGAAGAUUUCAUAAAUGAGUUACCAAAGGAUGUUAAACAUAAGUUAGAGAUAAAAUUAGUUCGCACUAAUCCACCGAGUCCUGAAUUUGUAGCCACCGCAAAAGAGACACAUGAAGUUUAUGUUAAAUAUCAAACUGUGAUACAUAAUGACAAAUUGGAAAAGUGUACUGAAUCGAAAUUUAGGGAGUUUUUGGUACACAGCCCAUUAAUAGAAGAACACAGUGAAGCAGGCCCAACAUGCGGUUACGGGUCUUUUCACCAGCAGUACUGGUUAGACGGAAGGAUCAUUGCGGUGGGCGUCAUAGACAUACUGCCGAAAUGUGUCUCUUCUGUCUACUUCUUUUAUGACCCAACUUAUAUGAAUUUGACUUUAGGCACUUAUGGAGCUUUAAGGGAGAUUGAAUUUACUAGGUAUUUGAAUAAAAACUCGCCUCAACUCCAGUAUUACUACAUGGGAUAUUAUAUACACUCUUGUAAGAAGAUGAGGUACAAAGGCAACUUCACCCCAUCAGACCUGCUAUGUCCCGAAACCUACAAAUGGUUUCCAUUAUCAGAUUGCAUUCAGAAAUUAGAAGUGUCUCCAUAUUCUAGAUUGGAUCCUGAUAUAGACAGUAUUGACGAGAACCUUCCUAAUGAAAACGAUUUGAAUUAUAUACCUGUUUGGUAUAAAGGUGUUGUUAUGUUGUAUAAAAUCUAUAAGAGAAAGUUGAACAAGAAAAAUGAAGAUUAUAAAGAAUUAAUGGAGUAUGCUCGGUUUGUUGGAAAGACUUCAAUGAAAAGUAUAAUUUUGUUCAGGUCAUAG
Messenger RNA from Diatraea saccharalis (sugarcane borer), 1491 nucleotides. The record is from the annotation of a GenBank genome assembly. Lineage: Eukaryota; Metazoa; Arthropoda; Insecta; Lepidoptera; Crambidae.